AUGGCAGAUGAGAUCACCAAGACUCAGGUCACCCGGCCUGGGGACAACACCAUCUUCAGGAAUAUCAUCCGCAAGGAAAUCUGGGUCAAAAUCAUUUCUGAAGAUGACCAGUGUCUUGCCUUCCAUGACAUUUCCCCUCAAGCAACAACACAUUUUUUUGUAUCCAACUGAGUGCAAAUUAAAACCUCACAUACAGUUCAGAUUUCUGCAGCAGAAGAUGAUGAUGAAAGUCUUCACGGACAUUUAAUGAUUGUUGGCAAGAAAUGUGCUGCUGAUCCAGGCCAAAAGAAUGGUUAUCAAAUGGUGGUAAAUGAAGGUGCAGAUGGGGGACAGUCUGUCUAUCAUGUUCAUCUCCAUGUUCUUAGAGGUCAGCAGAUGAACUGGCCUCCCAAUUAA
Messenger RNA from Sciurus carolinensis (gray squirrel), 396 nucleotides. Its product is annotated as adenosine 5'-monophosphoramidase HINT1-like. Lineage: Eukaryota; Metazoa; Chordata; Mammalia; Rodentia; Sciuridae. Gene Ontology annotation, cellular component: cytoplasm; nucleus. Gene Ontology annotation, biological process: purine ribonucleotide catabolic process. Gene Ontology annotation, molecular function: hydrolase activity. The record is from RefSeq and is a predicted model, not a curated record.